Orcinus orca (killer whale) is the source of this 960-nucleotide messenger RNA. RefSeq names its product transmembrane epididymal protein 1 (gene TEDDM1). The record is from RefSeq and is a predicted model, not a curated record. NCBI's taxonomy places the organism in Eukaryota, Metazoa, Chordata, Mammalia, Artiodactyla, Delphinidae. The transcript has a single exon.
AUGGGAACCUUUAUCGGUCAUGCGUACCCAGGGCUGUUUCUACUCUCAUAUGGGCUGUAUCAAGCAGUAGUGGUCUCCAAAGCUGUGAUAUUCAGUGACUCUUUCCUGUAUCCUUUAUCACCUCCCAGGAAUAAGGGGAGAUGGGCCAGGCUGUGGAAAAUAUCCUACGGAGGUUUGCUGAAGACGCUGGCUGGCUCUGGCUUGUUAGUGUAUGAGAUAAGCUGCAUGAAGAGAGGGCUGAUACUGAUGAACAGGGAGCUGCCCCUGACAGUUAUGUACGCCAAAGAGUGGCAGCACGUCACCAUGUACAUCCUUCUCACCCUCAACGGCUGUGUAGAGGUCGUGAGCAAGAACUUGCUGCCUCAGCACUGUGUGCCCCUAGAAGAAGGGACCUUGGUGCUGACUUUCUAUGUGCUCCUGCUGUUGCUGGUGUCACAUGUUCAGGACUCAGCCGGGGUGGAGCUGCAGGUUCACUCUCUGCUCAUCUUGGUGGUGUUGUUGCUGAUGCUGGUGUUGACCGUACAGCUGUGGGUUCCCGACACGUUUCAACUCUCAGUGAUCGGGACCUUUCUGUUUCAGAUCCUGAGCUCCUGGCUGGUACAGGCCGGCUUCAUUCUGUACAAACCAGGCACCGGCUACCCGGGGCAGGAUGAUGACAUCAUUGACAUCACGUUUGUCACCACCUUCUUCUGCUGGCAUGUGAUGAUCGAUGCUUUGUGCCUGUUGGGAAUCUAAGGCGUCUCUUCCUUUUGGCAUUGUUGUUACCGUCCCAGCUGGAAGCUAACAGGGUCCAGAGAAGCUCCAUGUUACACGACCACCGUGGGACCCCUCUACAAAUUGCUGCAGGAAGUGGAUCAGUCAGAGUCUGGCAGUCUCUCAACCUCUAGCUGGGUCUUAAAUGUCUGGGCUCAGAUCCUAGUGAGGGCUGAGGAUAACAACUGUUGUGACCAAGUUUUCUGA